Messenger RNA from Biomphalaria glabrata, 995 nucleotides. Its product is annotated as chitinase-3-like protein 1. Gene Ontology annotation, cellular component: extracellular region. The record is from RefSeq and is a predicted model, not a curated record. The transcript is spliced from 5 exons. Gene Ontology annotation, molecular function: chitinase activity; chitin binding. NCBI's taxonomy places the organism in Eukaryota, Metazoa, Mollusca, Gastropoda, Planorbidae. Bases 111 to 536 code for a protein of 141 amino acids. Gene Ontology annotation, biological process: carbohydrate metabolic process; chitin catabolic process.
CUGACGUUGUUAUUAUAAAUACAGUGUUUUACUGGUAUAGCCAGAGGGAUGUCUGGAAACAUCGUCAUCACAGCAGAAUUUAUGGAAAUACCACAGAUGACGAACUGAAUAUGAAUUACACAGUGAAUUACUAUAUAUCGAAAGGAGCUGUAAAGAGCAAACUACUCAUAUCAAUUGGUUUCUUUGGAAUUAUAUUUAGAAUGACUUAUAUUGGAAACGUAUACCCAGACAGAUAUACGAGAAUUAAAAGUGAGGAUUAUAAUCAAAUCUGUAAACGAUUAGAUGAAUACACGACAAAGAAUGGGAGAAAACGAAGAUUUCCUGACACCUGUCCUUUCUAUGUUUAUGACAAUGAUAACUUAUUGAUUUAUUAUGAUGAUGAAGUUAGUGUGAGGUCCAAGGUCAGAUAUGCAAAAGAGCAUGGUUUAGCAGGUGUCAGUGUUUGGGAUGUUUCGCAGGAUGAUAUGACAGGAAUCUGUGGGGAGGGACGUUUCCCACUCUUACAACAUAUUAUUAAUGAAUGCAGCACGCCUUAAGUAACUAAUUAUUAAAGAAUCGAGGAGGUGCUUGGGUUAUACAUAUGUUUAUUAUGCUUACUUUGUAUUAAGGAAUUUAUUAGGGGUUUGGAAAAUGUUUUGUAAUAAAUAUUUUUUCUUUUCAUAUUUCUGAUCAAAUGUUGAGUUCUUUUAAAUAAAGGAUUAAUAAAUACAUUUACAAAAGAAAAACUGUAAAAUCAUGUUUUGGUGUUGUUGCAAUAUGUCCUUCUAGGUUAUUAUGGUGUGUUAAAUAGUUACGUUGUUGGGGGUAUGUUGUUAUCUUUCUGUGGUAUGUUCAUCAUAAUAUGAUGCUAAUGUAAGCUGUAAUGUAAUAUGUUGUAAUAUGAUGCUAUAUAAUGUUGUUCUAUAUUGUUAAGUUUUGUUGUUGUUCUAUGUACUUUUUACAUUGUGCUGUUAUGUUAAGGUAUAUAAUUUUGGUAGUUUUGUUACGUUGUUAAU